Molecule: messenger RNA, 1384 nt
Organism: Exaiptasia diaphana
Lineage: Eukaryota; Metazoa; Cnidaria; Anthozoa; Actiniaria; Aiptasiidae
Exons: 2
Coding region: 617-1384 (255 amino acids)
Source: RefSeq, a predicted model, not a curated record
AAAGCUUUAAAAAUCUCGAGGACGACAUCGAAGAAAUAGCCGUGAGAUUCUCUUCAUUUAACGAUAGUAACUACUUACCGAACGCAAGUACUGAUAGUGACGGCAGCGACUCUACUGAGACGGAUGAGUAGGAUGGUAAUGAUACGCUUGAUCGAAAAAGAUUGUUGCUCAAUGAAUUUCUUACAGCAUGUGGAAGAGAGAUAACCAAUCCGUUGAAGAAGGUAUGGGGUGACCUUAGUGAACGAUCUAAACACAGUCAUGCAUUGAAGGCUGGGAAUGCAGUUCUGGCAGUACUUGAAGUUAUUGUUCCAAACAAUGUACCUGAAUUAUGGGAGACCAUGAAAUCCUUGAAAAGCGUUGAAUCAGCCAUGGGUAUAAAUCAAUCAUACAGUCAAGAGGAGAAAAUGUACCUGGAGGCACUAUCAGAGUCAUACCAAAAUAUGCUGACUCAGUAUACACCAGAAGGCAAAGAUUAUCUAUUUUAGUCGAUUUAGUUCGGUACUCAAGUAUAAAGGCCUACAUACCAGGAGUAACUGAUUACAAAAUCAAGAUUGCAAGACAUCAUCAACUGGAGCAUGGGAGGGGUACUCUCAUAUCUACACCAAGAAGUCCAAGAAUGAAGGUCGAUCCAUUGCAACUAGAUAACUUUCUCACCUUUAUUACUACCUCUCAUGUGGUGCAGGAUAUACCCUUUGGCCAGAGACGCUUGAAGCUGUCCAAUGGGAAAAUUUUGGAAAUCCCAAAUGUAAUAAGAAYUAUGAUACCACAACGCAUCGCAGACCAGUACGAACAAUAUUGUAAAGAAACUAACUUCAAGCCAUUCAGCAAGUCAACAAUGUUAAGCAUACUGUCAUCAUGUUCUGCAAGCACACGCACAUCACUACAAGGAUUGGACUAUUUUGCCGCAGAUGGUGCUAAAGGUUUUGAUGACCUAGCAUCUAUUGUCGAUAAGCUUGUUGACAUUUCUAAGUUUGAUAGAGAAGAAGGGCAAAGAAUCAAAAAUGAUCUUAAGGGAGGAAAGCUCUACAUCAAAGACGACUAUAAGGUACAUGCCUCAGACGCCUCAACCAUACCAGAUCACUGUAUUCCUUUUUCACUUAGUGAUACGACGGAUGAGUGUUUCCAGAAAGUUUGCGACCACAGACAUGAUCAUAGUUGUAAAAACUGUGAUAGCCUGAGGAAAGCAAUCAAUGAUGUAGAAACCGCAAUUAAUGCGGCUAACCUUCCAAUCGAAGAUCACGACGAUGUUCUUUUUGCAUAUAAAGAAGCUUCUCAGGCGAUCCUUGCAUGGAAAGCACACCAAGUUCGCUCAUUGCACCAAGAUAAAUCCCGUAUUGAUGUGAUAGACAAGCUAGAUCAUNCGAGAAAAAAACCAAAGUCAUGA